CAGACUGUAACUAAUUUCGGCUUUUUGGCGCCAACAAAUCUGCUCGCAAUAUCGGAAGAGGUCAAUGGACACGGCGCGCACUCCGAAGCGCAAGCGACGGCGCCUGGAGUCGGGCGCGUCCCGGCGUGGCGGCAAGAAGGCGUCGUCUUCAUCCUCUUCAGCCAGUCGCACGCCCGGAUCGGGAGGCAGCGAGUCCAAAAUUGUGUGGAAAGACUCGCCUGCAGACAAGCAGAUCAAAGUGUCUGGCACAGGCAAAAUGGCUGUUCGAAGGGAGAUGCAGGGCUUUGUGGGUCGCUUAGCACGUGCCAGUCAACAGUCACCUCCUUCCACUAGCGAAGAGGAGAAGAAACCGGGUCGAGAACGGGUUCGCACGCGUCGGAAGGCGGCGCAGCAUGAAGAGGAGAAAGCGGCCUCAAGACACUUGAUGUUCAGUCCUCCUGAGAGAGGAAUCACAACGCAGGGAACACCCAAUACAGCCAGGAGGAGACGCUCCACCGAGAGAGGAGACUCACAAGACGAACUUUUCAACGUACUGGACCAGAUGGAGCAGAAAUAUGCCAGUCCCGACGUGACUCUACCUCUAACAAGCCUCACAGCAUUGUCUUGUAGGAGACCACAACAGCAGCAAUCGCUGCCGCCAUCUGCAACUGCUUCUUCUUCGACGGACGACGACGUGAAGAUGACGCCGACUCCAACUCCAAGCAACUCAUCGACCGGGACACAGUCGCCACGCUCAUUACGGACACAGGAAGCAGAUAAAUCACAGGAAAGGACUAGAAAUCAGAAGGUUGUCAAGACUCUGGAAACGAAAAGAUCCUUACCAAAACUUAUCGAACCUCAGCUCAUUACUUCAGCAUGCAAUCAUAUAGAAAAAAGAAGUCUGCUUGAUUGCAUAUUAACGUUUAAAACAUGAAGCCAUUCUAAUGUA
Molecule: messenger RNA, 928 nt
Organism: Phytophthora nicotianae INRA-310
Lineage: Eukaryota; Oomycota; Peronosporomycetes; Peronosporales; Peronosporaceae
Exons: 2
Coding region: 65-913 (282 amino acids)
Source: RefSeq, a predicted model, not a curated record